GGCGGGUCCCACAUCCCCGCCCCUCCCCCCACCCCCUGGCCCCUCCCCCCCCCCAGACGAGUCGUGUUUCGCCCCCCUCUUCGCCCACCACGAGAUGCACGAGAUCGUCAAGAACUUCCUCGUCGUCCACGUGGACCCGCCCGGCAUGGAGGAAGGAGCCCCGCCCUACCCCGCAGGGUACCAGUACCCCUCCCUGGAGCAACUGGCCGAGAUGAUCCCCUGCAUCCUCCAGUACCUCAACAUCGCCAGCAUCAUCGGGAUGGGGGUGGGAGCCGGCGCCUUCGUUUUGGCUAAGUUUGGGCUGCUGCACCCCGAGGCGGUGGAGGGGCUGGUGCUCGUCAACAUCGACCCCCACGCCAAGGGGUGGAUGGAUUGGGCGGCGCACAAGCUGUCGGGGCUGACGUCCUCCACCACCGAGAUGAUCUUGGCCCAUCUCUUCACCCAGGAGGAGCUGGCGGCCGCCCCUCCCCCAGUGCGGGAGGGGCGGGAGCGGCUGGGGGCGACGCCCAACGCCCCCCUGCUGUGGGCCAUGUACAACAGCCGCGGGGACCUGGGCCUGGAGCGCAGCGGGGCCGGCAGCCUGCGCUGCCCCGUCCUGCUGGUGGUGGGCGACAACUCCCCCCACGAGGACGCCGUGGUGGAGUGCAACGCCAAGCUCGACCCCACCCAGACCUCCUUCCUCAAGAUGGCUGACGGAGGGGGCCAACCCCAGCUCACCCAGCCGGCCAAGCUGACGGAGGCCUUCAAGUACUUCGUGCAGGGGAUGGGCUACAUGGCGGCGGCGGCCAUGACGCGUCUCUCCCGUUCCCGCACUUCCUCCCUGGGCGGGGCCGGGGCGGGGGAGGGGGGGCGGGGGCCGCAGCCUGUCACGCGGCAGCGCGGGCGGGGCCCCCCCCGCCCCCUAAUUGGAGGGGAGCCGGGGAAGACACGCCCCCCCAAAGCCCACCCUGCCCCGCCCCUCGCUGAAGAACCGCCCCCCCCCCCCCCCCCCCAGAGAACACCCUGAGGAGCCCCCAGUC
Molecule: messenger RNA, 1019 nt
Organism: Harpia harpyja (harpy eagle)
Lineage: Eukaryota; Metazoa; Chordata; Aves; Accipitriformes; Accipitridae
Product: protein NDRG2-like
Biological process (GO): signal transduction
Cellular component (GO): cytoplasm
Source: RefSeq, a predicted model, not a curated record